AUGAUAGACCUUGACUUUGAGUGUGAAUCACAUAUGUUCUUGCUUUUGAACAUCAAUCAAAUUGAAACUCUUCACUUGUUCAGAUCCAUUCCAUUUCCAGAUCCAACUAUUCUCACCAUUUUUGCCACCAUCUCAGCCUUGUCGCUGCUAGAAAUGGAAGCAGCAAGCAUAGUUUUAUCCCCUGCUUUGCAAGUGAUCUUUGACAGAUUGGCCUCCCCAGCCUUAGAAACACUUGCUGAUAUCUGGGGUGUCGAGGACAACCGCAACAGCCUACAGGAUUCCUUAAUAAGGGUUCAAGCUAUUCUUCAAGCUGCAGAGGAUCAACAAUUAACCAACAAAUAUGUUAGGCUUUGGUUGUCAAACCUCAAGAAAGCUGCUUCUGACGCUGAGGACCUUCUGGACUUGUUUAUCGCUCGCAAUCCCAACAUCGGUGGUUACUUUGUCAGCCGAGGCUCUGAUGUUGAAAAAAUUAAAAAGGCAAUCCACAGAUUAGAAAAGACGAUAAAUGAGGGACUCUUGACAUUUAAUUUUAAAGAGCCUAGCAUAGCAGAUCGACUAUCUAUCCAAAGGGAGACUUACUCUUCCGUUGACGACUCAAAGAUAUAUGGAAGAGACGAUGAGAAAGAGAAGUUAGUCGAACUGUUAAGAUCUUCGGAAACUUCCCAGGAUGGAUAUGCAACUUGUAUUCCAAUAAUUGGUGUUGGAGGAAUUGGCAAAACCACUCUUACUCAGUUGGCAUAUAACGAUGAGAGGGUAGUCAAAUACUUCGACUCUAGAAUAUGGAUUUUUGUUUCUGAGGAUUUCAAUAUCAAGAAGAUUAUGAAGGCAGCCAUUGAGUGUGCAACAGAGGAUGAAUGCAAGUUGUCGGAGAUUGAACCACUUCAGUCUCGGCUUUCGAAAUUGCUACAGAAGAACAGAUGCCUGAUUGUGUUAGAUGAUGUUUGGACGGAAGACCAGGAUGAUUGGGACAAACUAAGACCUUUGUUUAGAGGGGCUCUUGAUGGAUGCAAAAUCAUUGUCACCACCCGCAGUCAAAAAAUUCCAUUCUUGAUAGACUUCCCAAAUUCACCAUUUUAUUUAAAUGGUUUGAAGGAUGAUGAUUGCUGGUCUUUGUUCAAGCACCGGGCAUUUGGAGGCGGAGAAGAAGAGAAGUAUCCAAAUCUUACACGGAUUGGAAAGGAGAUUAUCAAAAAAGUUGGAGCUCACGAAGAGAAGUAUCCAACUCUUUCGCGGAUUGGAAAGCAGAUUGUCAAAAAAUGUGGAGGUGUGCCAUUAGCAGCAAAAAGUUUGGGAAGUUCAAUGCGUUUGGAAAGAGAAGAAAACCAGUGGUCAUUUAUGCGAGAUUGUGAACUUUGGGAAUUAGAAGAAAGCGAACAUAAAUUUUUGCCUGCCCUGAUGUUCAGUUAUCAUCAUCUACCAUCGCAUGUCAAACAAUGCUUUGCAUUCUGCUCAUUAUUUCCCAAAAAUUAUGAGUUCAAGAAGCACAAGUUGAUUCAUUUAUGGAUGGCAGAAGGCUUCAUUCCACAAAAGGGAAGCAAGCGGCUUGAAGACAUCGGUAAGGAAUACUUUUCCAAAUUGUUGUGGAUAUCUUUCUUGCAAGAAGUACGGCUACAUGACGGUGGAGAAAUAAUUGGAUACAAGAUGAAUGAUAUCAUUCAUGAUCUUGCACGAUAUGUUGCAGGAAAAGAAUAUGUGGUACUUGAACAGGGUCGGCCACAAAAUUGGUCACCAGCAGAGAUUCGCCAUGCUUCUGUUGUUUAUAGAUAUGGUGCAAGAAUUAUAAUUCCAGAAACUCUAUAUGAAGCAGAACAUUUGCGAACUCUCUUAUUGAUCGGAGAUUCUGGCAAGUUAGAGAACGGAGAUAAAAUUUAUUCAAGUUUUCAAUACUUGCGUGUGCUGGAUCUCAACAGCUGUUAUCUUGUUGAUCUGCCAGAAUGCUUGGUUGGCUUGACAUGUUUGAGGUAUCUUGACUUGUCUUACACGCCUAUCACCCAGUUACCUGGCAGAGUACGCCAACUGUUUUCUUUGCAGACCCUAAACCUAAUUGGUUGUCAUAUUCUUCGUCAUUUGCCUUCUUUGGUAGGCAUGACCAACCUAAGACAUCUUAACUUAAGUGGAUGUGUAAGUUUGACUCAUAUGCCUCCUGCAAUUAGAUCUUUAAUCAAUCUUCAGACAUUGCCACUUUUUGUUGUAACGAAGUGGGUGAGGAAUAUUGAGCUGCAAGGUUUAAAUCUUUAUGGGGAGUUGAAUUUUACUCGCUUGGAGAGAGUUGGAGUUUCUUAUUCACAUCUGCUAGAUGCGAAAUCAGCAGAACUGCAUAUGAAGAAAAAUAUUGAGUCAUUGGGAUUAUACUGGGGUCUUAUUCCGCAAUUCAGAGAUUCAUUCCCAAAACUACCUAAGGCCCAACCUGAAGUAGGUGUCUCAGGAUCACGUAUAGCACAAAAAUCUGAAGAAGUUAUUGAAGGUCUGCAACCACACAAAAAUCUGAAAAAGCUAGUUAUAAAUGGGUACCCAGGAAUCAAAUUUCCUGAUUGGUCUCUCCCAAAUCUUGUCGCUGCUGAUUUCACUAACUGUGGAAGUUGUGAACAUCUUCCAGCCCUUGGGAAACUUCCGCUACUUAAGACGCUUUCUCUGCAAGGAAUGCAUGGCGUGAAGAGCAUUGGUACAGAGUUCUAUGGUGACGGUACAAACAUAUGGUUUCCAUCACUCGAAGAACUAUCAAUAAGUGAUUUUGCAAACUUGGAAGAGUGGUCAAGUGCAAAUGAUGGAAAUGCAUUUCGUAGAUUGAAGAAAUUAACUGUAAAGAGUUGCCCCAAGUUAGCACAUAUACCGUUACCUCAGUCCCUUCAACAUUUGGAGCUGCGGGAUUGUAAUCCUAUGAUGGUGCCCAUAGCAGAUUUAAGUUUGCUAUCUGUUCUUUUUCUUGAUAAAAUUCCUGACCUAGUGUCUCUCCCUGAAGGGCUCUUUGCAUCAGCUAGUCUGUCUUCCUUGAAGAUUGUGUCAUGCCCCAAGCUUCAUUCAAUGCCUUUGGAGAUCCAAAACCUUAGUUCUUUGAAAUCAUUGACCAUUCGUUGGUGUGAAAAGCUGUCCUCUCUACCACAAAGUUUACAGAACCUGAAAGCUCUGGAGUCACUGGAGAUUAGUGGCUGUGGCUGUCUAACAUCCCUGCCAAAUGGUGGAAUUGCAGGUUUGGCUUCGCUUCGAACUUUGUUCAUUGAAAACUGUAGUGACCUGACUUCUCUGUUGUCGAGUUUAGAACAACUCACAUUGCUUGAGGACAUGACCAUCAUCGACUGUCAAAAUCUUGGUUCUUUUCCAGCAGGAGUGCAACACCUCUCCUCCCUUCGAAGUUUGAUGGUUCUGAACUGUCCUUGGUUUGAUUCUCUGCCAGAAGGGUUGCAAAAUGUCAAGACCCUGCACUGCUUAGAAAUUAGUAGCUGCCAGAAUCUAACAGCUUUGCCAGAAUGGUUUGAGGAUCUUGCUUCUCUUAGAUCUUUGACCAUAUAUGAUUGUCCUAAUUUGACACUACUGCCACUGGGUUUCAAGCUUCUCACUAAACUCCAGCACCUCUCUAUUCAAGAAUGUCCUGAGCUUGAGGAAAGAUGCAGACAAGGUAGCGGUGAGGAUUGGUCGAAAAUAGCCCAUGUCCCGCAUAAGUACAUUGGAUUGCCUCAGGUAAGGCGGUCUGGCAAAGCGAGUACAUCGGGAAGUUCUUCUGUCCAAGUAUCUUCUCAGUAAGAAACUUCUAUUUCAUUGUUAUCAACAAUCUAUUAUCAUUAUGGGCCGCAGGGGUUGGAUGUUUUUGGGAGGGAAAUAGUGGCCAUACGGGAAGGUUUAUGGAUGAUAUGCUUUUUGGGUUUUAAUCGUUUUACACUUGCAACUGCCUCCCAAGUUUCAAGGCUUAAUGGCAGAAUGGAUUGGUGGAGCAACAUUGGCAAUGUGGUGGUCGACAUGUUAGUGAUAGAUGUUUUGUAUCAACCUCGAAAGGGCAAUGGUGUGGUGCAUGCUCUUACUCAAUUUGGCUUGAAGGAAGGCUCCAGUUUCGUUUGGACGGAACCACCUUGGUUGGACUUUGUUCGAGGGAAAGAUAGGGAUGUGGGGGUAGGGUGUUUUUUUUUUGUAUUUUUUUUGGAGGUGUUGUGGUACUCUUUUUCAUUUUCCAGAUUUUCCUCCUAUACGUUUUCCUAGUUGAAUGAAAUUCUCCUUUUUGAUUAAAAAAA
Messenger RNA from Prunus avium (sweet cherry), 4220 nucleotides. NCBI's taxonomy places the organism in Eukaryota, Viridiplantae, Streptophyta, Magnoliopsida, Rosales, Rosaceae. The record is from RefSeq and is a predicted model, not a curated record.